Molecule: messenger RNA, 4194 nt
Organism: Ostertagia ostertagi
Lineage: Eukaryota; Metazoa; Nematoda; Chromadorea; Rhabditida; Trichostrongylidae
Source: the annotation of a GenBank genome assembly
AUGAUCAGCCAAAAGCUAAGAAAAGGAAAAUUCAAAAAGAGAAAAAGAAGAGUAAACGUGUCGUUGAAAGCGAUGACGAAGACGAUGAGGAAGAAGAUGACGAGGAAGGGUGCAGAAGAAAUGAAAGGUUUCAUCGCUGAUGAAGAAGAAGAGGAUGACGUUGAUGACGAUAAAUCUGAAAAAUCUGAGAAGUUAGAAGACGAAGAAGACGAAUUGGACGAUGACGAUAUUGAUCUUAUCCAGGAGAAUCUCGGGAACAGGAAGGAGAAGAAACAACGCAUCAUUCAACCUGAUGACUCCGAUGAGGACGUCGAUGAUCGCACUGCUAUACAAAAGAAGCUAUUUGGAGAGAAUUUCCACCCGUUGCAGGGAGAUGACGGUGAGGGCCCGUCAAGUCCUCGGGAUGAACGCAGCGAUGCGGGUUCCGAAAGGGAUCGUUAUUCGGAUUCUGAGCAGAGUGAAGACAACUUCAUAGUUAACGAAGAUGGUGGUCGGCAUACACAUAGGCAUCACAGGAGGCGAGAUGGGAAUAUGCCUGAGGGUGCGCUAGAUGAAGCACGAGACGUAUUCGGAGUUGAAGACUUUAAUUUUGAUGAAUUCUACGACGAAGAUGAAGAACCCGUUGAAGAUGAGGAUGAAGAACAAGAAGAUUUGAUGGAUGAUGAGGGCGAAGGCGAAGCAAGGGUUCGACGAGUACGAACGAAAGAGAAAAGCAGUACGCUUUUGGACACCAUGGAACCAUCUGAACUUGAGCGUGGUUUCAUGGCGCCUUUAGACAAGAAAAUACAGUUAGAAGACAAGCCAGAAAGAUUCCAAUUGCGACGAACACCUGUAACGGAAGCCGACGACAUGGAGCUGGAACUGGAGUCUAAGUGGAUUUAUUAUCAUGCUUUCUGCUCCACUUCUGUUUCUGCACAGAAAUCGACGCUCCUGGCGUUUGUGACCGAUUAUCAUGGCGAAGACCGAUCGCAGUGUGAAGAUGAGGCGAGAGAAACUAUAAAAGAGGCCUUGAAGUUUAUGCGAAACCAUCUGUUCGAGGUGCCAUUCAUAGCAUUCUACCGCAAAGAAUUAGUAAGCAACGUGCUAACGAUAAACGAUCUUUGGAAGGUCUACGAGUAUGACGAGAAGUGGUGUCAUCUUCAGAACCGGAAAAAGAAACUCGUUGACUUGAUGAAGCGCAUGCAGUACUAUCAGACUGAGUCGCUUCAGAAUUAUCGUCGUGUAGUUUCGGAUGACGACAUCAUUGAGGUUCAAAACGUAGAUACGGUAGAAGCACUGGGUGAUCUAUCAGCCCAAUUUCACGUCUACUAUGGAGCUGAAGUCGGCCGUAUGCUCGAUUGGGAAGCGGCGCAAAAAGAUAUCGAUGAGGGAGGUGACGGCACUAAUGUUCAUGGAACAAGGUUCCGACAAAGUACCCGAAAUGACCGGUAUCAAUUGUGUGUCGAUAAUGGUAUUGGUGAAAUGGUAGCAAGAUUUGGAAUCACAGCACGGCAGCUUGCUGAAAAUUUGGAUUGGAAGAAACACGAUGUAGAGCAAGACCCGGUUGCUCCCAAAGUGGCGGCAGCAGAUUACACGAGCUCGUCCUUCCCUACUCCUGAAACCGUCAUAGCGGGAGCGAUUUACAUGAUGGCUCGUGAACUAAGUCGAGAACCAAUUGCACGCGAGCGUAUUCGGUCGGUGUAUCGCGAGAAUGUAAAGCUCUACAUUCAUCCAACUCAGAAAGGUCGCGAACAUUUGGACGAAACGAGUCCCGUUUGGAAGAUGAGAUAUGUGAAGGGCAAGCCAGUAUCAUUACUGGAAGAAGACGAAUAUUUAUAUUACCAUCAAGCGAAAGUAGCGGAACACUUGGAAAUCAAAUUCGUGUUCGAGAAGGAUGUGGAUGAUACUAUGCCCGUAAGAAACCUGUCGGACGCUCUUCUAGCAGAACAGCCAUACAGGGUGGACGAGUAUUCCGAAGUUGUCGAGGAAUGGAAUUCAAUACGUGAGAAGGCCACAAGAAUGGCUAUCGAUGAGAUGGUACUUCCCUUCCUCGAGAAAGAACUGGAAGAAAAAUUGCUGGAAGAGGCGAAAGAAAGUGUUCUAUUGAAAUGUGCAAAAGCUAUGUAUACGCGGCUGGAGCCAGCAGCAUUUCAACCAACAGAAGACCAGUUGGAAGACGAAGAUGAGGAUGUCGCUCGCCAGGGAGAAGUGCGAGUGAUGGCAAUCGCGUAUCCUAGCGAUUUCAACGAGGCUUCCUUUGGAGUACUGGUUGAUCAAGAUGGAGCUGUAGUGGAUUAUUGUCGGAUGGUUCACUUCUUGAAGCGAUCCGGAGGAUACGGUCCUAAUCAGAAUCUUAAGGCGGAAUCAAUGAACUUCUUCAAAAAGUUUGUUGAACGUCGGCGCCCUCAUGUGAUAGGACUAUGUGGAGAAAACUUGGAGAGUAUCCGUCUGCGUCGAGACAUCGAGGAAUGUUUGAACGCUAUGGUAGCAGAUGGCGAAAUUUCACGAGCUCCACCAGCGGAAUCAAUGAACUUCUUCAAAAAGUUUGUUGAACGUCGGCGCCCUCAUGUGAUAGGACUAUGUGGAGAAAACUUGGAGAGUAUCCGUCUGCGUCGAGACAUCGAGGAAUGUUUGAACGCUAUGGUAGCAGAUGGCGAAAUUUCACGAGCUCCACCAGUGUACAUCCUGGAUAAUGAGGCUGCCAAAGUGUACAUGUUGUCGAAGGGAGCAAUAGCGGAGCAUUCCGGCUAUCCCCCAACGCUUCUCCAAGCAAUAUCCUUGGCCCGAUUGCUUCUUGAUCCACUAUGGGAAUAUGCACAUCUGUGGAAUGCCGACGAUGACAUUUUCUGUCUCAAUUUUCAUCCUUUACAAAGUGAAAUUAGCAAGGACGACUUGAGCAACGCGCUUUCACGUGAAAUAAUAAAUCGUGUCAAUGAAGGCUUCGGUGAGAAGAAAGCUACGCUUUACGAUAUUUCGGCUGAGUUGAACCACCGAUACAAAGAUCAACGGAGGCCUUUCAUACCUCUGAGCGACCAGGAGCUUUUCGCAUUGCUAACGAAAGAGUCCAAAAAUUCACUGAUGGAGGAAAAACGGGUUUGCGGUGUCGUUACGGGUGUUCAGUUCAAGAAAAUUCCUGAAGAUCAACGCGCAGCAUAUAUUUCUGGGCAAGAGCAUAUGCAACGGAUCCAAGAGUCAGAGUACUGGGAAUGCUCAUUCUGUCGAAUGCCUAUUACUUCUAGCAAGCUCUACGAACAUCUGCAGAUUAAGGACUCCCGGAAAGGUGGUUGUCCAGGAAUUCCUGUGGGCAUAAGAGUCAGGCUUGAUAACGGUAUCAGCGGCUUCAUUCCCAACAAAAUGAUUUCGGACAAACCAGAGUCUUUCAAAAAUCCACUUGAAAGGGUCAAGAUGAAUCAACCAAUCUACUGUCGCAUAAUUAAAUUGGAGCCUGAAAAGUUCUCUUGCCUCUUGUCGUGUCGAACAUCUGACCUCAAUAAAGAGCCAGUACCUGAGCACGAUACAUAUUGGGAUUACGACUUAGAAAAGGAAGAUAUUGAGAAAGAUCGCAGUGCUAAGAGUCUGAAGGCGGAAUGCAAUUUCACUCAUCGACAAAUCGUUCAUCCACAAUUCCACAACGUCAGUUAUCGCGAAGCGCAGAGGAUGCUGGGACAGAAGGACACGGCGGGCUCUUAUAGGACAUCAUCAUUCUACGUCGGCGAAGUCCAAAUCCAAUCGGCUAACGAUUUCUGGAAGAGGCGGAUGGUUGUAGCCAAUAUUGACGUCGAAGAGCACGACAAGGAGGAUCCAACUGAGCUUGGACGGCGGCUAACUAUUCUCGGCGAGGAUUUCGACGAUCUCGAUGAAGCGAUUGCUAGGUUUUUAUAUCCGAUGGCAGAUCUCUGCAGAGAUGUGAUGUCUCACAAGUACUUCAUGGAGGGCGUUUUCUCUGAAGAGCGUGACAGGAUCGAUGCCAGACUUCGUGAGGAAAAGCGUGCGUCACCAGCACGAAUCCCUUACACUUUGACUGCAUCGCGCACAUACCCCGCCAAAUUCGUUCUUUCCUAUCUGGCAAGGGUGAAACCGUGCCAUGAGUACAUAUCAGUGACCAGUGAAGGACUGAAGUUCCGACAGAAGUUCUUCUCCUCCCUCGAUUCUCUUCUAGCUUGGUUCAAGGUUCACUUCCGUGAGCCCCCACCUGGUGUGCAACAUCGUCGGUGA